Messenger RNA from Tribolium castaneum (red flour beetle), 942 nucleotides. RefSeq lists its product as hypothetical. NCBI's taxonomy places the organism in Eukaryota, Metazoa, Arthropoda, Insecta, Coleoptera, Tenebrionidae. The transcript is spliced from 4 exons. The record is from RefSeq and is a predicted model, not a curated record. The coding region runs from base 63 to 905 and encodes 280 amino acids.
CCACAGAGAAAACAACCAAAUUGUCAAUCAAAACGCCAAAAAUUCCAGUCGAAAAGUCAAAAAUGAAAUUGUGCAGCAUUUGCGGCCAAAAAUUCAAAAAGUCCGAGCUCCUCCAAAGCAGCGACGAUGAGUACUUCUGCAAGGAGUGCUUCAAACUCGAGUAUUGUGCAGUCUCGGCGAAGAAAAAACCGCCAGUGGCGAACAAAUACGAGGGAGAUUUGGCCAAAACGCCCACAGUCAUGUUCCCGCUUGACGAACUAGCCAGGAUCAGACGCAACAGGGAAAUUAAACGGAACACAGUCCCUUCGAAACGGCCCUUGCAGUGCCCCCACAUCCACUGCAAUCGCUACGUCAGCAUUUAUGACCUCAACGCUCACUUCCAGCACGAGCACAUGGAAGUGCCCAUUGCGGAAACGGCCCUUGAUGCCCGAAAUCCGCUCACUUUUCACCCGAAAGACAUCCGCUACGGGGUCAAACAAUGCCUCAUUCUUCUCAACGUCGUUCCGCAAAACGACGACACGGAAAACACCGGAAGCCAGAAGCCUUCGCUGCCGGUGACUGUCGCUGUUCUGAUCUCGCGGAUCGCCUCAGCUCAGCUGGGGGAUGAAGAGGAAAUGCUAAUGCAAGAGGAAAACUCUGGGAUGGUUUCGGGAAACAACGACAAAAUUAUCAUCUGGACAGCAUCGAAUGUUUUGUGCGAUUAUAGUUACACGGUGGCGGUUUCAACAGUUACGGAGAAUGUGAGGGUUAAGCAUUAUGGGCCCAUUUUGCAAUUGGGGGGCAGUACGAAGACGUUGUGUAUGGAGGGGCAGUGCUUGAUUUUGAGUCAUUUCCACUUUAUGGGGAUGUCUGAGAAUGGGAUAAGGCCGCUUCGCUUGGACGUUAUCAUACAUUCAGAAGAUUGAUUUAUUUGAGUUGAAUAAAAUUUCGUGUUUUUUUUAA